CCAAGCAUCAGCGCUCCGCAGCUGGUCGCCAGUUCCACCUGUCCACUGCGCAGAAGACGACAAAGCCGCAAGCAACCGCCGUCAAUACUCUUCCGAGAAGCAUCCUGGUCGGCGUAUCGGCGGUGACCCUUUGAGCGAGACGCAGCCUGCCCUGCUGACGCAAUUGCCGACGCCCGCGGACUAGUCAUCGACCUCUUUUGCAGACCCAUAGACACCGACACCAUGGAUCAGCCUCGCCGGUCCGUCAGCGCUCACACCACGCUCGACUCUGAGGAAGUUCCUCCCCACUUUGCCUGCCGUAUCCGGGUAUUGGGAAACCUUAAGGAACACAACCUCAGAAUGGCUGAGGAGCUUUUGCAGUCCUUUGGCACUGAAUUCAUUAGACGUGAGACCGACGUCGACCUCAACGAGAACGACGCUAGCAGCGGCGAGCCCCGCAACAACGUACUUUACCUUUGUGGCAAGCUACAGUCCAGCUGCACCAUCACCGUCUCAGAUCACACCGAGAAUAGCGUUCCUAGUCAUAUGUAUACGUCCACGAAGACCACGACUGCUUUCCUCCCCCGUGAUGCUAUGGGCGCCGUCAACGGCAGUGAUAGUGGCGGCAGUGACCAAGACGACAGAGGCAGCGCCAUAGGUGGCAGGGUGAGCCUUGCGAACCUAGAAGUCAUCGGUUUCGACGGCCGCAACAACAACGCCGCCGGUGCCGUCAACGACGGAGCCAGCAGCGACAACGAUGAUAGUUCCAGCGCGAUCGACGACUCCGUCUACAGCUCCGACAUCAACAGCACGAGCACCGUCAACGGCUCCAUCUACAGCACUCCCCUGACCAGCCCGCCUACUUCCUCGGACGGCAGCACCACUUCCGCUUCUUCCGUGCCGCAAGGCACUCACCCCCAUGCGCAGGCUCCCGCCACACAGGCCCAAGAAGUCGCUUCCAGCAACGAUGAGGCCGGCGUUCAGUCUGACGAGGGUUUCUACGAGGCUGACGACGAGUCUGACGACCAAGGCGACGGGAGCGCCCAUGAGGCUGAUGACGAGGAUGACGUUCAGCCCGAUGAAGGCACCCAUGAGGUUGAAGAUGAGGUCGACGUUCAGGCCGACGAAGCUAACAACGAAGCCACCAACGAGGCCCUCACUGAGGCAGACGACGCGCCUGCCGUCGCGGUUGCCGAAGCUGCCCAUGAGGUAGUCGAAGAGCACACCGGUGAUGUCGACGAGCCCGCCGUCGAGGUCGAUGAAGCCGUCCAUGAGGCGGUCGACGAGACCAACUACGAGAACGACAACACAGUCUACGGCAACAUCCCGGAUGAGUACUUCUUCGAGGCUGAGAGAGUCGACAAGGAGUUGCGUCGUAAGCCUUCGUGUGGAGGUCUGCAGGCUGAAGAUGCUUGAAGACCCUCUGGUGUCAUGAGGAUGAGUUGUGGCCGGUAGGUGUGCUCACUGAGUCUGCCA
Molecule: messenger RNA, 1455 nt
Organism: Aplosporella prunicola CBS 121167
Lineage: Eukaryota; Fungi; Ascomycota; Dothideomycetes; Botryosphaeriales; Aplosporellaceae
Exons: 2
Coding region: 223-1395 (390 amino acids)
Source: RefSeq, a predicted model, not a curated record